AUGUCUGCAUUGGUUUCCUCAGGCUAUGGCAACAGCACUGGGGGCCUCAGCGACAGAACCUGGCCGUCUCACAGCUCUGUAGGCUGGGAGUCCAAGAUCGAGGUUCUGGCAGGGUUGCUUCCUCCUGAGCAGGGAGGGGAAGCUGCCCCAGGCCCUCCCCCAGCCGCUGGGUGUUUGCUGGGCAUCCUUGGUGUCCCCUGGGUAGUGGAAGCACGCCUCAGUCCCUUCCCGCAUCUUCACGUGAUGUCCUCCGAGUGUCUCUGUGUGUGUGUGUUCAUGCAAGCAAAUCGCUCCCUUUUUAAGGGAAUGCUUUUAUUUAUUUGGCUGUGCCACAUCUAG
Rangifer tarandus platyrhynchus (Svalbard reindeer) is the source of this 339-nucleotide messenger RNA. The record is from the annotation of a GenBank genome assembly. NCBI's taxonomy places the organism in Eukaryota, Metazoa, Chordata, Mammalia, Artiodactyla, Cervidae.